AUGUCUUCCUCCAAAAUAACUCAACACUUUCGUAAGACCGUUUUUCCAAUUCACUUCGUUAACCAUCGAGUACGAUGCCUUCAGUUGCCGAGUCUUAUGUUGAGGAACUUGAGACCUGACUUAUUUCAAUCAUCACUUUCGAGACCUUAUGCGAACUCUUCACCUUCUCCCCACACGUCUCCCGAAGAGUCUACAUCGUCCUCCUAUCUGAACAAAUUCACAAAAUACAUUGCAAAACGGCUUCCAACUGCUAUAUUGACGAACAUAAUUGUAACUGGCCUUGUUGGUCUUAUAUCAGUGGACCUUCUAUAUGCUUGGUACCGAAACGGAUGUAACGAACGUCUUCUCAACGAAACUGUGGAAAAGGGAACUCGACCUGAAAUUGAUGUUUUAAAUGAUGAGCUUGUUUCUCGACCUCUAGUUGUAGAUCGCCUUAAAAAAAUUUUUCAACCGCAUAGAAAUCAAUCAUUUUAUCACAUGGUUUGCGGUGAACAUGGAACUGGAAAAACUACAUUAACCAGGAUUGCAUCGAGAGAAGUUGGGCAGGGUGUCAUAUAUGUUGAUACUCCUGCUGAUAUUGAAGACUUUGGUAAAGCAUUUGGAAGAGCCCUUAACUUUGCGUUUGAGGAACAUAUUUCUUGGUCAGGACAACUGACGCGGAAAGUCUUGGGCGACACUAAUAAUAAAUUCGAGGAUCCCAAGUGGAAGAGAGCCAUGGAAGCCUUUAAACGUGCUUCUGCCAUGUACAAAAAGAAGCAUAAUAAACCAUCGGUUAUCGUUUACGAUAAUGUUAGCCGAUUGGUUCACAAAAAUCCGGAAAUCCUCGACAUCCUUCAAGAUGAUGCCAAGGAUAAUGCUGAUGAUAGAAAAUACAUCGCAGUUUUUGUCAGCAGUGAAGAAAGUAUUCCUAGAAGAAUGGAAUCACGUAGUGCCUGGUCACGUGCAAAAAAACCAGCGAUUGAAAUCGGUGACCUUAACGAAGAAGAAUCCAUGGAAUAUCUGACUAAGAAGCUCAAGAUCAAUGAAGUAGAAGCAAAAAAAUUAUAUGAGUUGGUUGGUGGUCGCAUUGUAGAGCUGAAGACUGCGACGACUGAUUUCUUGGCUGGACAAUCCUUCAAAGGCAGUUUUGAUAUCAAACAGCAAAUCUUAACGGAAGUUGAGAAUAAAUUCAGGACUGCGAAACUUCUUGAAAAUUAUAAAUAUCAUGAAGUAGGAAAACGUAUCGUCAGCGCUUUGCUUAAUUCCAAAGAGCUUAGCCGUAUUACAUUUGAGAAGUUUUUCAAUAAGCCUGAGGAAGCUAACGAAGUUUUGGAGACAAAUGUAUUUGCAUAUCAUCCAGAAAAUAAUACCGUAACCUUUCAGUCUCGCUCAGUAGAAUGUUAUAUUCGGGAAAAUGCUAGUAUAUUUAUUAAAUAG
Ambispora leptoticha is the source of this 1416-nucleotide messenger RNA. Lineage: Eukaryota; Fungi; Glomeromycota; Glomeromycetes; Archaeosporales; Ambisporaceae. The record is from the annotation of a GenBank genome assembly.